Messenger RNA from Talaromyces rugulosus, 1065 nucleotides. RefSeq lists its product as uncharacterized. The transcript has 2 exons. Bases 1 to 1065 code for a protein of 354 amino acids. Gene Ontology annotation, biological process: regulation of DNA-templated transcription. Gene Ontology annotation, molecular function: DNA-binding transcription factor activity. NCBI's taxonomy places the organism in Eukaryota, Fungi, Ascomycota, Eurotiomycetes, Eurotiales, Trichocomaceae. The record is from RefSeq and is a predicted model, not a curated record.
AUGGCUGAUGUACGCUCUAGAAAGCCGGCGUCUGACCGGAGGAAGCAGCAGAAUCGACAAGCUCAAAAGGGCUACCGUGAAAGGCAGAAACGGCGCAUGCAAGCUCUUGAAAGAUUGGUGAAUGAACAGGAUCAUCACACAGUAGACUCAGCUUUCACCAAUAACGGCUCUACGUCAACUGCAGUUUCCCCGGAAAGUGGCGGGGCGAGCCUAGCUACAUCAACAUCUUCUAGAACCGAACCUCCAGAAUUGUCGGAGAGAAAGCGAGUCUUUGACCAACUGAUGCACGAAAUCGAUAGCGUCGAUGAAACCGUGUACAGUCGGAUCGUGUCUGGGGAACUGCCCAUUUCUCAGAUCUUUCGAGCUGGCUUGCGCCAUGUCCUUACUCAACCACCGCAAAAUUCGUUGAGCAAUGACACGUUGUCGGUAGAUGGGAUAGAUCCCACUCUUCGUACGGACAAAAUACUCGUCCCUGAAAACAAGAUGCAAGUCCAUGUACAUGCUUUGCCGGACAUCUACGCCAAUCAUCUUCGAUUAAAACAAUUUACCAUAAUUUCUGCUCUUCGGGCUAGUGCCGAGUCUGUAGGCCUUACUUUUAGCAAGCUCAGCAGCUCCGAUACCGAAUCGCCAUUUUAUCGGGGCCCCCUCCCGAGAGAUGACGCUAAAACUAUCAUCACCAAAGAAACAUUUGACAAUAUAACUCCACACCUCCGACCCACUGUAGCACAGCUUCGGCACCGUCAUCAUCCAUAUUUAGACGUGCUUCCUUUCCCUACACUUCGGGAACGAAUCAUUGAAGCUUGUUCCUUAGACUCGCCUUUACUUGACGAAGAGGAUUUGUGUGACGAUCUGCAGAAGGACGGGCUCAUCUGCUGGGGUUCGUAUCUCGGAGACGGGAACGGUGCUACUGGGUCUGGUGCACCGUGGGACUAUCGCAGCUGGGAAGCUCAGCCAUGGUUUCUCAAAAAGUGGUGGUUCUUCGUUGGUGGCUCGCAAGGCGAGCUUUUCCAGCAGACUCAAUGGUGGCAUAAGAUGAGGGGCGAUCGAUUAGUGGCCCCAUGGUGA